AUGUCAGACGUUGAUUCAGAGACGGCCGGGUCGCCUCGGGCCCCUCCCAAGGACGAUGAACAGAUCGAUGAUGGCGGCGAAGAUUCGGACGUCCUCUCCGACAUCGACGAGGGUGUCUUUGAGGAAGAAUACAAUCCUGACACGGCGCGUGUGGAGGAGCGCGACUACGAAGAUAUCGCCAAGAGCCUGAAGGCAUCAAAGCGGAAGCGUGGGGAGGGUGAAGCACCGCCGAAGCGCAAAACACAGCUAAAGAAGCGCCGUACUGUCGAAGCCGCCGCCGACGAUCUUGGUGAUGCCGCAGGCGGUUCAGAUGAUGAGAAUGGUUCCAGAAGACAACGGAAGUCCCGCAUGGCUGGCGAUUCUAGACGGGCCAAGGCAAAAGAAAAGAGCCCUGAACCCGAAAUUGAUGAGUCCACCUUGACUCCCGAGGAGAGGCGUAAGCGGGCGCUGCUAAAGGCUAUGGAUGCUGCCGCCAAAGGUCGCAGCACCAGGCGGCGCAAGAAGGACGAGGUUGACCUUGAGGAGAUGGCCGAUGAGGAGAUAGCAGCCCUCAAGAUUAGCAUGGAGAAUGCCUGCGUGGCUGACAACAAGGCGCGCGAGGAAGGCAAGCCCGCUAUUGAGAAACUGAAACUUCUACCCAAGGUAGUGGCCAUGAUGAACCGUAACGCCAUCCAACACGCCAUUCUCGACCCCGAGACAAACUUUUUGCAGUCACUACGCUUCUUCCUUGAGCCGCUCAACGAUGGCUCCCUCCCAGCUUACAACAUUCAGCGUGAAAUCUUCACUGCCCUUCUGCGACUUCCGGUAGAGAAGGAAGCGCUUUUGAGUAGCGGCAUCGGCAAGGUUGUGCUAUUUUACACCAAGAGCAAGCGCCCGGAGCCAGGUGUGAAGCGAAUGGCCGAGAAGCUCAUAGGAGAGUGGAGCAGACCUAUUCUCAAGCGCACCGAUGACUUCCGGAAGAGGCAUAUCGAGACUCGUGAAUUUGAUUACGCUGCCGCAAAGCAAGCACAAGAAACAGCUUCCUAUGGCAGCUCACAGGCGGCAACCCUGCCCUCGCGGCCUGCCGGCCGGUCCAUCUUUGAGGAGGAAAUCCAAAAGAAGCUGGCGCCCAAGAAUCCGUACCGGACCGCAGGCACAGGUCUGCAAAAGACUUACACUGUCGCUCCCCAAAGUACCUACAAUGCUCCUGGCGGCGAUUACCGCCCUAUGGGAUCAGGUGGUCUAGAGGCAUUCAGGAAGAUGACCCAAAAGGGCAAGAAGAAGUGA
This is a messenger RNA of Pyricularia grisea, 1266 nucleotides long. RefSeq lists its product as uncharacterized. NCBI's taxonomy places the organism in Eukaryota, Fungi, Ascomycota, Sordariomycetes, Magnaporthales, Pyriculariaceae. The coding region runs from base 1 to 1266 and encodes 421 amino acids. The record is from RefSeq and is a predicted model, not a curated record. Gene Ontology annotation, cellular component: nucleus. Gene Ontology annotation, biological process: poly(A)+ mRNA export from nucleus. The transcript has 3 exons.